Molecule: messenger RNA, 957 nt
Organism: Stereum hirsutum FP-91666 SS1
Lineage: Eukaryota; Fungi; Basidiomycota; Agaricomycetes; Russulales; Stereaceae
Exons: 4
Coding region: 1-957 (318 amino acids)
Source: RefSeq, a predicted model, not a curated record
AUGUCUGUGACUUUGAACUUUCCACUAGGCUACACCCAUGAUGACCUAGAAUGGCUCGACCUGAUUCGCGCUACCGAUGACGACGAAAAUGAGCUCGAGGUUGAUGAGAUGUGUCUGCUGAAGUCUAGCGAUCGCUUUGACGUCUUCUCCGGUGUCCUUACUCUACCUACGGGCUCCCAACGCGUCGUUUGCAAGAUUGGGUAUACAUCUCAGGGAAUAAAAGGCACCGAACAGGAGUUCAUCAUCUACGAGGCGUUGAAACAUCUCCAGGGUAAGGUCAUUCCUCGCUGCUUCGGGUACUUCGAGGAGCCAGGCGAAGCUGGUUGCAUUAUCUUGGAGUAUGCCGGAGAAGAAUUGAAUACGUGCUUUGAGCGGGCACCACAGGACAUAAAGCAGAAGAUCCUGGAUGCGUAUGUCCAGAUUCACGAUGCUGGCGUGAAACAUCGCUCUGUGGCAGAACGGAAUGUUGUCAUUAAUGACGAAGGUCGAGUCUCAAUCAUUGACUUCGAGAAGGCCCUCAAGAUCCGAUGCCGGCGCACGUACAGCGUCCCUGCACCAGGAGAUAUUGGCCCAAACAAAAGGGUAUGGGGUUGUCAGGAAUUAUGUGAUGUAGGCUAUGGGCUUGAAAUAUGGAAACCCUCUGUGAUCAUGGUUUAUGGGUAUAUCACUCCGCUCAGCGCCUUCAACGAUCUAGAAGCGCUACUGGAGAGAAGACCAAGCGAUUACUCCGAAGAUGACGCAUUCGAUGAAAUGCACCAGGUUCUAAUGAGCUACGUCAAGGAGUAUUGGCCGGACGUUUACGCUCAAAUCCCCAAGGAUGGCCGACGAUACUGGCCUAAGAUCAUUAUGGACGAUAGCCCGGACCCAAUGGACGAGGCCCUGGGCAUCGAAACUAGUGGCAAAACCGGCUCACAUCCUUUGGAGGAUAGCGGUCCUGAUACCACAAGAGCGGGAUAG